This is a messenger RNA of Scylla paramamosain (green mud crab), 4839 nucleotides long. RefSeq names its product nascent polypeptide-associated complex subunit alpha, muscle-specific form-like. Lineage: Eukaryota; Metazoa; Arthropoda; Malacostraca; Decapoda; Portunidae. Bases 747 to 2261 code for a protein of 504 amino acids. The record is from RefSeq and is a predicted model, not a curated record. Gene Ontology annotation, biological process: negative regulation of DNA-templated transcription. The transcript is spliced from 4 exons. Gene Ontology annotation, cellular component: nucleus. Gene Ontology annotation, molecular function: chromatin binding; histone binding.
AGUAAUAUACCUCCUAAAAUAUCAAAUCAUUCAGUGCUUGUUGGAAGAGAAGCGUAAUGUUUAAUGGCGGAGAAGCAGGAGGAGGCCGAGUGAGUGGGAGCAUCGGGAGAAGCGGAGGGACAGCACUUCCCCACACACAUACACACACCCUCCUCCCGCGCCAGCCACACUGCCUCUGGCCUCUUGCUCCCACCAACCAUCGCUAACGUGGCGAACUUAAACACGCACGGACGAACACACAGCUCCUCCCCUUCCCCCCUUGACCCCUCCCUCCCGCCGUCCAGUGUACCUGCGCUCGCUCACCUGUAGCGGGAGUCGACAGUCGUGCGGCAGACGCCAUACCGUGCACAACGCCUCCCUGCUCCUCGCCCCGCCGGCACCCCGUCACCGAGCUCGGGAUCCUCUGACUUACGCAGUGAAGUGAACGCUCUCCGGAGCCCGCCGCCGGGGGAGCCAAUUUUCAGUGUCUUAUACUCUGAUCUCACGAAUAUUGUUGUGAUUUCCAUGAAGAGUUUGAAUAAUGUGCAAACGCAGUGUUUCCUUGACGUGGAUUCUAAAGUUAUGUUGACAGGAAACAGUGAUUAAAGCUGUGCUCUGCAGACGCGCUCUGCUGAGAACAGUGUGUUCUGAAGCGUCCAGUGACCUCUGCAUGUUGUUCUCCGCUGGUCAAGUGGUGGUCAGCGCGCAGUGACCCUAUCUGACCCUAACUGACCUGUCCAGUGGGAGAGCGGGGUCACUGAGGCUGGAUGCGAGCCAUGACGGAUCUUGACACCCCCGGCGCUGUCGUCUGGCCCAAGUGGUGUUAUACCAGUAAGUCAGCUUGGUAUCAUCCCAAUAACCAGGGGGAGGGCGAGGCAGCACAAGACCCGGCGCUCAACAACAACACCCCUUUCACCAAAGACAAAGAGCAGGCUGCGGUCGCUGCCGCUACUGCCGCGGCUGCCGCAGCCUACGGCACCAAGGGCCGCAAGAAAGUGCGGCGCGAGGUGCUCAACGGUACGCGCGUCGAGGAGAGGAUGCCCUCAGACUCUACCAACGACGUCAAGUCUGAGAGAUUAUCACCCGACCCCGGCAGCGACGCCCCAGCCACCACCCACGCCACCCCGAGCCCCUCUGUGUCUCCCAAGUCCCCCGCCUCGCACCGCACCCGCACGCCCUCCUUCCCGGGCACGCCACCCAAUCCCGCCUUCACGCCGCCCGCUGCCAUCACCUCCGCCUACGACCGCUUUAGUCCAUUGUCUUUGGGCGGUGUGGGCGGCCUUCCGGGCGGCCCCGGAGCCAUAAAGCAAAUGGAAUCCCUCACCAACAGAAACUGCUCUGAUCUCAUGAGAUCUCUGGCGGCCAAGUACAACAACAGUAAUCCCAACGAUUACUUCAGCAGUCCAAACAACGGGUUUCUACGUCAUCCUCUGGGUGGGCUGGCGGGCCUCAAGCAUGGGUCGGCGCCCUUCCUCGGUGUUCCCACCCCUCCCACCACCUCCGCCUCAGCCAAGGACACAGAUAAAAAGAUCGACACACCCCCAGUCUCCACUGCCGCCGGCAUCUCUGCUCUCCCACAUCCCGGCGGGCCCCCGAUGUUCCCAGGGGCAGCGGGCCUCUCUGGCUUCCCCGCGUUCCCCCUCGUGGACAUGUCCUCCUCACAAGUCCUUCUCAAUAUGGUUAGGAACGCCUCAGCGACACAACAGUCCCAGCUGGAGAACUAUCUGCGGGGUGCCAUGAAGCGGCCGGCUGACGCCCCGACGUCUCCUCUCGACCUGUCCGCCACUAUGACCACCAAGAGGCCCCGCACGGAACCCUCUAAGUCCUUCGAUGUCAAGACCUUGUUUGGCCUUCCACACGAAGAGGAGAAGAAACUGGAAACUAAGGCCCACACAACGCGGUCACCCACGCCUCCAAAGCCACGGCCCACGCCUUCGCCCGGAUCCCAUAAGCCACCCACGCCUUGCUCAGACAAGAACUGUCCCUCACUCGAGACGAUCGGCCACUGGACCGUCGACGACGUCUGUUCCUUUGUGGGGAGUAUAGAACUCUGCGCCGAGUAUGUAGAGGCGUUCCGUGAGCAACGUAUCGAUGGUUCAGCGCUCCCGCUGCUGACAGAGGAACACCUCACCUCCAGCAUCAACAUGAAGCUCGGCCCCGCUCUCAAGCUCCGCUCCGUCCUGGCACGUCGCUUGGGGGCAUGCAACGUCUGCCUUCACUGCGACCACUGCCACUCCCAGACGCAGGAGCGGCGGCCCAGUUCCGCCUCGUCAGGUCAAUAGGACCACACUCCAGCCUGCGAGGAGGAGCCUCAACCCAAUGUGAAUCCCUCUGGGCAUGCCCACAGGUCUUCCGUGUACCAAGAACGAACGCUGGACAAGUUCCGUGGGUUAGUAAGGGAUGACACACACUCUCACACGCUGGCUCGGCUUCACCGGGCUAGUGAAAGCAUACAAUGACCUCAGGGACCUGCAGUACUCUCACCCAGAGGACCUUCUGGGUACCCCUACGACGUGCUGUGUUGAUAUUGAAACUAAUAGUGAACUUGGGAGGUAAUGCGGAUAAGCCUUCCCAAAGAACAUUUUGGUGUGAUAACCUGCGAUAGUGUGGGCCUCGACACAAGCCAGCGCGAGUCAAUCACUUGAGUGCAGUAUCGCCCUGUACUCAAAUGACCCCCGAGUGUCCACGGUCUUCAUGGCUUCGCGGUGUGGCGCCGCGAGCUUCAGUACCAGUAACUCUGCACUACACACGAGACAAUCCUUGAAGAGACUAAGCUAAGUGCAGUCCACUCCCGGACCCACAAAGGUGCUCUUAUUUCCCAAAGUGUUAACUGACGAUGGACAAUGGUAGUUGCUGUUGCUUAGUCGACCAAUGAGACCUCUCGUAGGUGUUCACAAACUCUCCGCAUUGUAACACGAGGCAUGCGCUUACUAGGACCAGAUUCUAAAACGUAAUUCUGAUCUCAAAUUAUAUGUUUCUAAGUGUUAAUACUUAAAUAACAUCUUAGUACUUCCCUUACUUCAAAUUCUUGUACUUCAUGUUAUAUUUGUGUUUGUAUUUAUUCAAAAUGCUGAUGGAGCAAAGAAAGAAAGGAAUUUUAUUUAUUUUUAUUUAUUUUUAUUUUUUUCAAGUUACGUUUCAGAAUUUGGCGCUUGGUGCUUCCAGGCCCUGAGUUUAUCCGGGCCUUCAAAAGACAAAACCCGCUCAAGAUUUUCAAGUCAUAGUGUUUCCUUACAACUCUGUUCAUCAUUCUCAUGCCGGAAAAUUUGUCCAUGUACAACUGUUCAUCAUUAGAAAGAAACGUACUUGCGUAGGUAUACCUCAGACAAUUAGUAGAUGUUUUUUUUUUAUUCCAGUUCGAAAGCAUUGCAACUUAUAUUUUUCUAGAUAUGCAGGAAAAAGCUAAAGCUAAUAAUAAACGACACAUGCUGUAUAGAGUUUAGCUUUGAACAAGUGGUAGCUUUGCAAGGGAGACCGAGUCGGCGUGGCUCAAGAGGCUGCCUGCCGGGGCGUCCCCCUUACAAACCACACCUGUGUUAACCCAAAGAUUAUGAAUAAGUCGGAUGUUUUAGUCAUUUCCUUGAUGGUAGGGGCAUAGAGUUGGUUCAGUAUUUAUUUGUGUAUAAUUCUGUGAGGCCUAAAUUGUUGGUGAUUAAUACGUAGCUUGUAUAUAGAGAGAGCAUUGUUACUCCCACGCGUUGGCCAGCUGGUUCCUCCUCCCCACCACGCCCACGGUCACCAGAGGAAGGAUUUCUUAGUCAUUUUUAUAUUCUUGAUAUGCAUCUUUUUUUUUUUUGUCAUGUUAUAUGUAACGUCUUCAAAACAUUUUUUUUACUCGUUGUUGUUGUCAUUUAUCGUAGUCACUCACCAUCUUCCUUCCUUUCACUCGAAACUAACAUGGUCACUCAGAGAUGACAGUUGACUGGCGAAAAAAAAAAAAAAAAUAUAUAUAUAUAUAUAUAUAUAUAUAUAUAUAUAUAUAUAUAUAUAUAUAUAUAUAUAUAUAUAUAUAUAUAUAUAUAUAUAUAUAUAUAUAUAUAUAUAUAUAUAUACUUUCUCGAGAACAGAUAAAAACCAUUCAGUAAAUUACUUAGCGAAACAAUCUCACAAAAUCCUCAAAAAGAAAAAAAAAUAAUUGAUAAUAUUAAAACCUGACAAAAAUUGUGGAUUUUUUAAUUUUAUUUAUUUGAUGAGCUUGUCACAACUCACCAUUCGUCUGUCUCCCUGAGCGGCGGCGAGGAAAGAAAACGAGUCACCAUCUCCCUCCUCCCCUCACUAUCCUCCACUGUCAUGGUCACUCCGCCUUGUCACCCUUCUCCUCCUCCUCCUCCUCUUCCUCCACAUCUUCCUCCACCUCUAUCACCCACCUCCAUGCCAUCCCUCCCUUAUAAAGUCGCUGUCAUACUUCACUUUGUUUAUAAAGGCUUGUAAUUUUUUUUAUACAUUAUGUACAUAUGGAGAUCAUCCUCCUUUACUUCAAAUUUUUUUUUUUUUUUUCAAUACGUAUUAUAAAAGAAUGAGAACCCGGUGGUCAGACUGAGCCUGGCGGGGCUUCCUGCGGCGCGGGGCUUCAGAAGCAGGGAGGAGCGGCACAAGUUUGCACUCUUCCGCCUUCCUUUGCUCGCCGCGCAGGUCGCCCCGCCGGCCAGGCACUAUGGGGAUCGCAGGCAGGGUCGGAUGUAAGCAAUAAAUAAUUAUAUAUGUAAUACACGUGGAGUUUUCGAUUUUUGUGAGAAUUCCACACGGGGAAAGAAAUUCUAUUUUGUUGUUUAUACUAUUAAUUUCUAUCGGGAAGGCUUGUACUACACCACACACCCUACUUGUACAUAGCGUAACACCGGAAUAAAGAGCGAAAAGAAC